AAACUUGUAAAAUAGUUUCAAAAGAGGAAAGUCUUAUGUUAGAGGCAAACAUACAGAUUUCAAUGGAGUUGAAUCCAAACGUUGCACAGUAUUAUGCCAAUCGAUCUUUUGCUCAUAUAAAGACUGAAGCAUAUGGUUUUGCUGUCGAAGAUGCAGAACGUGCCGUCAAAGCCGAUCCAACAUAUGUUAAGGGUUAUUAUCGAAGAGCAGCAGCAAAUAUGGCAUUAUGCAGAUUUAAAGAUGCACUUCAGGAUUUUCGAAUUGUUGCGAAAAAAAAUCCGAGCGACAAAGAUGUAAAAACCAAAUUAGCAGAAUGCAAGAAGAUUGUGAAUAAAAUUGAAUUUGAAAAAGCCAUUGAGGUAGAUUCACGCCAGAAAAGUAUUGCGGAAACGAUGGAUAUAAAUGCGAUCGGUGA
Dentiscutata heterogama is the source of this 415-nucleotide messenger RNA. Lineage: Eukaryota; Fungi; Glomeromycota; Glomeromycetes; Diversisporales; Gigasporaceae. The record is from the annotation of a GenBank genome assembly.